UUCACCUCCUAAGAGUUUAAAAAGCGAAUGUAUAUCUCACUCGUGUAACCACUACCGUUGUAGAGUUUUUCUUUUCUUUCCCAUUUUUUUAGAUAUUGAUGAAUGCCAAAAAAAUACUCACGAUUGUCACCUGAAAGCUACUUGUCAAAACACAAAUGGAUCCUUUGUGUGCACCUGUUUAUUUGGAUUUAACGGAGAUGGACGGAACUGCACAGAUAUUGACGAAUGUGCAAGAAAUCUUUCUUGUCAUGUGAAUUCUAACUGUACCAACACCAUUGGAUCACAUGUAUGUACAUGCCACACUGGAUACACUGGAGAUGGACAAAAUUGCUCAGACAUCGACGAGUGUUCAAACAUGAACAUCUGCGAUAAGAACGCCUUCUGCAGUAAUACCCAGGGCUCCUACAGCUGUGCCUGUGAUCCUAAAUACAUUGGAAAUGGUUUGACUUGUAAAGCUGACAUAUGCCAAGUCCACACUGUCCUACACGAUGACGAUAGAAACAUACAUCGCCAAAACUCGCAAAAUGGACAAUGUGAUAGCAAUCUCAAAACUGGUUGGUACCGUUUCCUGAACAUUUCGGGAGUAAAAAUGCCGACUAACUGUCUAGAUCCUGACACGUGCGGCGCACAGUUUCCAGGCUGGUUGAGAAGUAGUCACCCCACAGUGGAUGAGGGAGAAGUAGCAGGGACCGUCUGCUUCAGCAGGAGCUCAGCUCGGUGCUGUUACCGAUCAAGAGAUAUUAGGGUGAAGAAUUGUAGUUCCUUUUACGUUUACCGUUUGGUGCCAACGGACUGUCCCAACCGUUACUGUUUUAUAAAUAACUAAAUAUCGCCAUAUAACAUAGUGAACAUAAACGCGUUUAUCGGUUAACUGUUUGCGAUUAGACGCCAUUACUGCAAAAAUAUCGGCAGCUAGUUGGGUUAAAAUACAUGCUAUUCUUGAGCGAAGUCGCACAGCGAAAAAGCCCAAUACGAGAACACAUUCUAUCCCAAGGUCGCCAACAUUUUAUGGUAUUGGUGUCUCGAAAUUGCAGUUAGUUUUGUUUAAUGAUCCAUUCAUCACCAGGAUUAGUAAAACUAUAAAUAAAUCAGUACGUGCUGGAUCAAAAAUUCAAAAUUUUUUUUUCUGCAAAACAUAUUCAUAGCGACAUAUGCAUGUAGUAUACAGAGUACAAAGUUUUCUGGCGGGUAUUUGAGUGAUUUUGUAGAAUUUGAUGUCGAUGAGCUCAUCUGGUAGCAAAAGACUUACCAAAAUUUUUUUAUAGUGAGUUUGAAGUCCGAAGACUUCCUGAAUUAAUGAUAAUUAUAUAGCAACCAGCUUGGAGGUUUCCAGAACAAUGUUUAAAAACGUUUUAAACAAUUAUUCCAUGAGCGCCGAUCGGAUACAAUAUGGGUAAAUAGCCAACGAGGCCCGUGGCGAAUCACCUUGUAUGGAAAACGAUUUACUCAAGUUUUGCUGAGUUGGAUUUUCUUUUGGCUGGAAACCAACACUUCUCCCAUGCAUAUUGAAUAAUUUAGUUUAAUAAAAUAAUUAUUCCAUUCGUGCUUGUUGGAUGCAAGAUUGGUUAUGGUCGAUUUGAAACACCAUUUUUUUUCGUUAAAUUAUUUUAAAAAAAAUCAGCCAAAACGUAAGUAAGAAACUUCUGCUUAUACAGUACACUAGAAACUUUCUCUACUACGAAAGAAGUCUUCGGAACAAUGUGAGCACGGCAUUGCAAAACAAGCAAUCUUUAGUGAAACUCCGAAUAAUGAUACCUCCCAAGGAUUUUCAAAAGCCAUAAAGAGGAUUCAGAGAGAGAAGACACACAGGCGAUGAAGAAAGUCGCCAUCAUCAGCGGUUUCUUAUAGUCAGUUCAAAUCUGCUCUGAACAUAGCGAAAAUCCUUAAGAUAGCUUUUGAAAAACUGAAAUGCUAGUGCAUAGCAAACGGGUUCUAUCCGAGACGACUCCAUUCUCAAAUAAGGCUUUCUUGACUUUUGUUAGCUGUCAACUUGUGAGUGACAAUUACUUUUUUGAUACCGUUAGAAUUUCAGUGAGUACAUAUUAUCGCAUUUUAGAUAUAUUCCCGAUACUUACGUAUUGUUGAAACUACUCUUGAGUUCCUUCUUGGCAAUAUAUCGUAAAAUUGAAAUUGCACCAGCUUUUUUUAUGUAUGAUUUGAACGGUAAUAACUCUACUACUUCAUAAAGACUAAUUAGAAUAAUGACGAUUCUCUGCUCAAGAGUUGUAGGCUAAUUAAAUUUGCAGCUAAUAAUAAAUGA
Messenger RNA from Pocillopora verrucosa, 2260 nucleotides. Lineage: Eukaryota; Metazoa; Cnidaria; Anthozoa; Scleractinia; Pocilloporidae. The record is from RefSeq and is a predicted model, not a curated record.